AUGCUGUUUGAUUGUGAAUCAACCGUAGUUAUUACUAAAUUCAAUAAUCUACCUGAUUCAGCAUUAAUCGGUUAUUGUCAAAAUUUUGGUAAAAUAAUUCGAUGGUCAAAGAAAACUUCUACUCACGCCAACGAGCCAUAUGCUCUAAUCAUGUUUGCUAAAAUAUCAAGUGCUACUUCCAUUCGUAGUCGUUCUAAUCACACUAUUGAUGGUGUACAUGUUUUAAUUAUAAACUAUCAGCAGUAUAUAAAUCCGCAUAGUUCAGUAAAAAAACCUGCAAAUUUAAAGUCAUUAACUAAAAAGAAAACAAAAAGAUCCGACAACAAAGAACGAAAAUCAAUGGAUUAUGAUCAAAUAAUGCAAGAAAAUAUUGCACUUAAACAUGAAAUAGCUAAUCUUAAUCAAUUGUUAGUUAAUGCACAAAUAACGUGUGAUGAAUAUCAAGUUUUACGAAAAAAAAUUGAAGCUGAACAAAUUCUUAUAAAUAAAUUCAAAUUAGAAUAUGGAGUUUUAAUUGAAUCAUAUGAAUCUCGAUUGAAACAAUUAUCAUUAUCAUUAUCUUCUAAUAAAGAUCGACGGAAAAAUGCUUCAUUGAAUGCUAAAUUAAUUGAAGAUGCAGAUCAAUUUUUUAUCACUAUUAAUGAAUUAAGUAAUCAAUAUAUAUGCAUGAAAAAACAAAAUGAAGAUCUAUCAUCAUGUAUUCAAGAUUUCCAGGCAAAUUUAUAUCCAAAUGUGCGAUUAAAAUCACAAUUAAUAGAUUUUAAUAUAAAUCAAUCUGAUCAAGAAAAUAAUAAUAAUAGUAAUAAGGAAACAAAUGAUACUAAUGAAGAAAAUAUGGAAAUAACUAUAAAAGAAGAACCGAAAUUAGCAAAGAUAACUUGCUCAUAA
This is a messenger RNA of Rotaria socialis, 888 nucleotides long. The record is from the annotation of a GenBank genome assembly. NCBI's taxonomy places the organism in Eukaryota, Metazoa, Rotifera, Eurotatoria, Philodinida, Philodinidae.